UCACGGCGCCAUCUUGGAUCAAAGACAGCAGAUUACCAUCCGAACAGUUGUUGUUUAGUUUCAGACCGGACUCCAUUAAACCAGGUUAAACCGCGCUAAACCGGAUUAAACCGGGAACCUUUGUGUUGGGAGAGUACCGCGAGGCUGGUGAUGGACCGGACCGAGCGCGCGGCCGUGAUGAACCGGACCGAGCGCGCGACUGAGACGUUUGUGAGUCAAACGGAGCUGAUUCUGGAGGCGGCUGUGCAGUCCGCCGUGCACGAGCUGCACGAGGACAGCACGGUGUCUGCGGUCCUGGCCCUGAUGAGCAGGGCCGUCCUGCGCCAGGUGGUCCAGGUGUUCAGAGCGCUGUACGCCGGCCUGGUGAAGGAGAACCAGGAGCUGCAGGAGAGACUGGCACAUCUGGAGGAGAAACACAAGACACAGACAGUUUAUCAGAUCAAACCUUCAGGUGGCGCUGCGCUGUCUCUGAACGUUAACCAAUCAGCUGCUGACCCCGCGGCCCUCGCCAUGGCGAUCAUCCGCACCGCCAGACGCAGAGCUGCCGCCGCUGCCUCUCCGGUUCCUCUGGUCAUCAUCAGCCAACCAAUCAGAGGCCAGAGCAGCCCCACCCCCCGGGAACCGCCGGAGAAACCACCACAAUCUGAGGCUAACGCCAACACCACGGCUAACGCUAACACCACGGCUAAUGCUAACACCACGGCUAACGCUAACACCACUGCUGAAGCUAACGGCACGGCUAACGCUAACACCACGGCUAACGCUAACACCACGGCGGAUGAGAGUCAGACUGACGUUCAGAUGGAGGUGGAGAUAGAAACCAUCUCCACAGACAUGAUGACAUCACUUCCUGUGGCUGCUGACCAGCCAACCAGAGAGCUUUCAGCUGCGUCAGAAGCCCCGCCCACACCUGAAGCUGCUGCUCAGUGAGUGAUUCGGACCAGAAGGAUCUGGAGAGGAAGCGGCGGAGGGAUCUGUACAAAGAGAAGCGGUUCUUCUGCGAGCUGUGUAACAAAGGUUUCCACCAGCAGCACCAGCUGAAGAAGCACGGGGCGUGCCACCUGAAGCCAUUCCCCUGCAGCGCCUGCGAUAAAGGUUUCUACAAAGCCAGCAGCCUGCAGCGCCACCAGCGCAGCCACGCUCUUCAGGCGGCGCAGGCCAGAGAUCCCGACAGGAUGCUGCGCUGCGAGCGCUGCGGCAAGAAGUUCCGGCAGGCGCGCCAGCUCCGAGCGCACCAGGCCUCGCACCGGCUGCAGGACACGCCGCUGCAGUGCAGUAUCUGCCAGCGCAGCUACAGCUCGGCCGCCGCGCUGCGCUACCACCAAGUCUCACACGCUCAGGUGAAGCCCUUCUCAUGUGAUGUCUGUGGGAAAGGCUUCACCAGGAAGAAGAGUCUGCGUGAACACACAACGGUGCACACGGGCGCACGGCCGUACCCCUGCACCGCCUGCGGGAAACGCUUCUCCACCGCCAGCAACCUGCGCGUGCACAAGCGCUCGCACUCGGACGAGCGGCCGUUCCCAUGCAGCGAGUGUGACAAAGCCUUCAAGAGUAAGAUGGGGCUGCUGCAGCACCGCGUGGUCCACUCUGGGGAGAAACCCUUCAUGUGUCAGACCUGCGGCCUCAGCUUCGGACUCAAGUACAACUUCCAGAGACACCUGCGCCUGCACAGCGGGGAGAAACCUCUCAGGUGUGCUAAAUGUGGCGAGGGCUUCUCGGGGACGUGGGCUCUGAAGAAGCACAUGCUGGUCCACGGCGUGGAGAAACCCUUCAUGUGCGACCUGUGUGGGAAGACCUUCUUCUACAACUGCCAGCUGCAGAAGCACCAGACGCUGGUGCACGCUGCCCGGGAGCGCCCAGCGGUGGCGGGCGGCGCGGCCGUGGCCCGGCGGCGGCGUGCGAGCGGCGGGAAGCCUCUGAGCUGCGGCGUGUGUCUGAAGAGCUUCAGCAGCAGCAGCACGCUGCGGACUCAUCAGAAGAUCCACGCAGACAACAAGGAGUUCAGCUGCGAGCGCUGCGGGAAGGCCUUCCACCUGCGCCACCUCUUCCUGUACCACCUGCGCACGCACAGCGGCGAGAGGCCGCACGCCUGCACCGUGUGCAGCAAGGGCUUCCUGCUGGCCUCGCAGCUGAAGCAGCACGCCAUGCUGCACACCGGGGAGAAGCCGCACAAGUGCCCGACCUGCGGCAAAGCCUUCCGCACGCCGCAGAACUACCACCGCCACCGGCUGGUGCACACUGGAGAGAAACCCUACGAGUGCGCCAUGUGCAGCAGGAAGUUCCGCCAGUCCAACCAGCUGAAGUCGCACAUGCAGAUCCACACGGGCGUCAAGCUGUACACCUGCCAGCGCUGCGGCGGAGGCUUCUCCGACUCUCGCCAGCUGAAGAAACAUCGCUGUGGAGACGAGAGCCAGACAGACGCAAAGCAGACCAACGUCUUCCAGUGGAGCGAUGGCUUCACGCAGCAAUAAGACACGCUGCGUUAGCCUAGCUUAGCAUAAAGACUGGAAACAGUGGAGCCAUGGCUUCACACAGCAAUAACACACGCUGCAUUAGCCUAGCUUAGCAUAAACACUGGAAACAGUGGAGCCAUGGUUUCACACAGCAAUAACACACGCUGCGUUAGCCUAGCUUAGCAUAAAGACUGAAAACAGUGGAGCCAUGGCUUCACACAGCAAUAACACACGCUGCAUUAGCCUAGCUUAGCAUAAACACUGGAAACAGUGGAGCCAUGGUUUCACACAGCAAUAACACACGCUGCAUUAGCCUAGCUUAGCAUAAAGACUGAAAACAGUGGAGCCAUGGCUUCACGCAGCAAUAACACACGCUGCGUUAGCCUAGCUUAGCAUAAAGACAGAUAAAUGUGUGGAUUAUUUUUUGGAUGGUUGGAUGAAUUAACGACAUGAAGAAUGGAUUAUUUUCAUUAGUGAUUUAUUAUGAAAUGUCUAUAUUUAAAAUACAAAGUGAGAUCAUUGUCUUCUUUAUUUUUAAUCUUUAAUAAGACUGUUUCUGUCUCUCUAGAGUUUACUCACACAGCGGGGAAAGUAACUAAGUACUUUGACUCCAGUUACUUUAUACUUCACUACGUUGACUGUUAUUGUUCCAGUGAAUAAAACAUUAUGAUAUUGAUAAGUUCA
Messenger RNA from Perca fluviatilis (European perch), 3137 nucleotides. RefSeq names its product zinc finger protein 708-like. Lineage: Eukaryota; Metazoa; Chordata; Actinopteri; Perciformes; Percidae. The record is from RefSeq and is a predicted model, not a curated record.